This is a messenger RNA of Aplysia californica (California sea hare), 445 nucleotides long. RefSeq lists its product as uncharacterized. NCBI's taxonomy places the organism in Eukaryota, Metazoa, Mollusca, Gastropoda, Aplysiida, Aplysiidae. Bases 1 to 432 code for a protein of 143 amino acids. The transcript has 3 exons. The record is from RefSeq and is a predicted model, not a curated record.
AUGAAGAGAAAAGGUUUCAAGUGCACCACCUGCUCCUAUUCCUUUGACAAGAAUAACCCUGACGGUGACACAGCGUGCAUUGAUCAGCCGGAGAUCUACACCGGGAACUCGAUCCUCACCUGCCGGGACUACUGUGUCGUGAGAGAGACUUAUGAUGUCCAGCGACAAAAAGUGACAGCCUUCUGGCGAUCGUGCGCGGACAAGGACGCCAGCGGGUACUGCGAGUCUCUUGGCACGGAGCUCAAGGUCUGCUUCUACUCAUGUCAGUCUGACCUGUGCGUGAAUUGGGUCAGGGGCAACCUCCACGACUUCUACGGUGACGUGGCGCCGCCUAAAGACCCGGGCGACGGAGCUACACGACUGGGGACGCUGUUCACGUCAGGGCUGACCGUGGUUUCUGCGUUUACUAUGACACUCUUUUUCGUUAUGUAGAUUCAUUUCGCUG